AUGAGAGGGAGAAACACCACAAAUGGUUGCUUAGAUUGCUCUGUAGUGUUGUCGAGAGGAAGAGAACAACAAAGACCCACCAUGUCAUUACAAAGAGACAACAGAGAUCCAUUAGACGUCACAAUAAAUACCCACUAUGCCGUGAUAAGAGAUAAUGGAGAGGUGACAGAGAACCACUGUGUGCGUAACACAGGGAGGACGAAAGCCCACCACACCACCAUAAAUAGGCGUCGAAGAGGUCACAGGCGCAUCGCGACAAAGGGGCAACAAAGAGGACAAAGAGGUUACGAGCUUCAAUAG
Messenger RNA from Sphenostylis stenocarpa, 300 nucleotides. NCBI's taxonomy places the organism in Eukaryota, Viridiplantae, Streptophyta, Magnoliopsida, Fabales, Fabaceae. The record is from the annotation of a GenBank genome assembly.